Messenger RNA from Eurytemora carolleeae, 323 nucleotides. RefSeq lists its product as uncharacterized. The record is from RefSeq and is a predicted model, not a curated record. NCBI's taxonomy places the organism in Eukaryota, Metazoa, Arthropoda, Copepoda, Calanoida, Temoridae.
AACUCUAUUGCAAAACAAAACAUAUUUCCAGGAAUGCGAAACAAACAUUGUGUAGCUGAAUGCCAGCAAUAUCUGAAAGAUCAGCCUGCAUCUAACAAGACUUUGUGUGGGUUAAAUGCAGAACUUCGAGGCAGACAUCAAAAAAUAAUUUCCUAUUGUUUCUUUGGAAACUUGAAAUCUGUAUACUAUGACGGUAUUCAGGACAACCUCAAAUCUUUAGAUAAAUAUUAUCCUGGUUGGAUUAUGAGACUUUACCUGGAUCCAACCAAGCUGGAUAACAAUGCUUCAAAUAAUCUUUGUACCCUAUCUUGUGACACUAACAG